AGAACAUUAAUGAUGAACUGGAUUUACGGAUAGCCAGUGUGCUCCAAAGUACAGGGCAUUGUUAUGAUGGUGGCCUAUGGACUGAUUCUGUAAAUCAUGACCCAGCAGAUAGCAGAAGACAUGUAGCUAUAGUCACAACUGCUAGUCUUCCUUGGAUGACAGGAACAGCCGUAAAUCCACUAUUCCGAGCAGCAUAUCUGUCCAAGUCUGCAAAACAAAAAAUAACACUAUUGGUUCCGUGGCUUUGCAAAUCAGACCAGGAGCUAGUUUAUCCCAACAAUCUUACCUUCAGUUCUCCAGAAGAUCAGGAGAACUAUAUACGGAACUGGUUGGAGGAAAGGGUUGGUUUCAACGCUGAUUUCAAGAUCUCCUUUUACCCGGGAAAGUUCUCAAAAGAAAGGCGGAGUAUAAUACCUGCUGGUGACACGACACAGUUUGUUUCUUCAAAGGAUGCUGACAUUGCUAUACUAGAAGAACCUGAACACCUAAACUGGUAUCAUCAUGGCAGACGGUGGACUGAUAAAUUUAAUCAUGUUGUUGGUGUUGUCCAUACAAAUUACUUGGAGUAUAUAAAGAGAGAGAAAAAUGGGGCUCUCCAAGCGUUCUUUGUUAAACACAUUAACAAUUUGGUCACCAGAGCAUACUGCCACAAGGUUCUUCGUCUUUCUGCAGCAACUCAGGAUCUACCAAAGUCUAUCAUUUGCAAUGUCCAUGGUGUGAAUCCCAAGUUUUUAGAGGUUGGAGAAAAAGUGGCAGUAGAAAGGCAACUUGGGGAGAACUCUUUUCCUAAGGGAGCAUAUUUCUUAGGAAAGAUGGUCUGGGCUAAAGGAUACAAGGAAUUGAUAGAUUUGUUGGCGAAGCACAAGAAUGACCUAGAGGAUCUUAAGCUGGAUGUCUUUGGAAAUGGAGAGGAUGCACAUGAAGUCCAGUCUACUGCCAAAAAGUUAGAGCUGAACCUCAAUUUUCUGAAGGGGCGGGACCAUGCUGACGAUUCACUUCAUGGCUACAAAGUCUUCAUAAACCCUAGUGUCAGUGAUGUUCUAUGCACUGCAACAGCAGAAGCCCUUGCAAUGGGAAAAUUCGUGGUCUGUGCAGACCACCCAUCCAAUGAUUUCUUCAGAUCAUUCCCCAACUGUUUGACUUACAACACGUCGGAGGAUUUCGUUGUCAGAGUAAAAGAAGCAUUGGCUAAUGAGCCUCAGCCUCUUACACCUGAGCAGAGAUACAACCUCUCCUGGGAGGCUGCAACUCAGAGAUUCAUGGAUUAUUCUGAGCUAGACAAAGUCUUGAACAACACUGAGGAGAGUGCAGAAUCAAGCACAGGUAGUAGAAAGAUGACCAAAUCAAUUUCAAUGUCUAAUUUGUCAGAGGUGGUUGAUGGGGGUCUGGCUUUUGCCCAUCACUGUUUCACUGGAAAUGAAGUUUUGAGGUUGGCCACGGGCGCGAUACCUGGUACACGAGAUUAUGGGAAGCAGCACUGUAAGGAUCUUCAUUUGUUGCCACCACAUGUAGAAAAUCCUAUCUAUGGUUGGUAGACUACUUUGACCAAUUUGUAGCAGUAGCAGUUUCUCUUGUGUAUAAUAGUCAUGCUGUAUAUUUAGGCUGUUGUUUUAGUUAGUUUCAGCCUUUCAGGUCUCUUGGCUAUCCUCUUUAUAAUUAUUUUCCACAUUAAUCCAAAUUUUGCUUGUAGUUCUCCUUUAUUCUUUACUCUAUACAAUAUUAAUGUAUAAAUAUUUUAGCUUGAA
This is a messenger RNA of Macadamia integrifolia, 1745 nucleotides long. RefSeq names its product digalactosyldiacylglycerol synthase 1, chloroplastic-like. The record is from RefSeq and is a predicted model, not a curated record. NCBI's taxonomy places the organism in Eukaryota, Viridiplantae, Streptophyta, Magnoliopsida, Proteales, Proteaceae. Gene Ontology annotation, molecular function: digalactosyldiacylglycerol synthase activity. Gene Ontology annotation, cellular component: chloroplast outer membrane. Gene Ontology annotation, biological process: galactolipid biosynthetic process.